This is a messenger RNA of Cyclospora cayetanensis, 810 nucleotides long. RefSeq names its product 40S ribosomal protein S4. The annotation marks the transcript as partial. The record is from RefSeq and is a predicted model, not a curated record. Gene Ontology annotation, cellular component: cytosolic small ribosomal subunit; ribosome. Gene Ontology annotation, biological process: translation. The transcript is spliced from 3 exons. Lineage: Eukaryota; Apicomplexa; Conoidasida; Eucoccidiorida; Eimeriidae. Gene Ontology annotation, molecular function: structural constituent of ribosome; RNA binding.
CUGUUGCAGGCGCGCGGACCUAAGAAGCACAUGAAGCGGCUUGCCGCCCCUUCUCACUGGAUGCUCAACAAAGUCACUGGGCAGUAUGCACCCCGUCCAUCCCCAGGUCCUCACAAGCUGCGGGAAUGUCUGCCUUUGGCAAUUCUUCUCCGCAACCGUCUGAAGUAUGCAUUGACAUACCACGAGACCAAGCUGAUUGUUAUGCAGCGGCUGGUUAAGGUGGACGGCAAGGUGAGAACCGACCAGUGCUACCCUGCAGGCUUCAUGGAUGUUGUUUCUCUGGACAAGACGAAGCAGCAUUUCCGCCUUCUUCUGGACACCAAGGGACGUUUUGUGCCUCGCGCCAUUACCUCCGAGGAGGCCACGUACAAGCUUUGCAGGGUAAAGAAGGUGCUUGUCGGCCCUAAAGCCAUUCCUAUGCUGGUCACUCAUGACGCAAGAACCAUCCGCUUCCCUCAUCCAAAUAUCAAGGUACACGACACUGUCAGAAUCAACAUCGCCGAUUCCAAGAUCCUGGAUACGUACAAGUUCGAGGUCGGAAACUUGGCGAUGGUGACGGGCGGUCACAACGUUGGGCGUGUGGGUACGAUUAUGCAUCGAGACCGCCAUCUGGGAAGCUUCGAUAUAGUCCAUCUUAGGGAUUCCAGAGGAAAUGAGUUUGCCACUAGGAUUAGCAACGUUUUCGUCAUUGGCAAGGGCGAUAAACCCAUGGUCUCGCUUCCAAAGGACAAGGGUAUUCGGCUUUCCAUCUGUGAGGACAGGCAGCUUAAGCUCAAGAAGAACGCUGGCCUCAACCAUUGUUGCAACUAG